Messenger RNA from Scophthalmus maximus (turbot), 3689 nucleotides. RefSeq names its product UDP-N-acetyl-alpha-D-galactosamine:polypeptide N-acetylgalactosaminyltransferase 16 (gene galnt16). Bases 411 to 2147 code for a protein of 578 amino acids. Lineage: Eukaryota; Metazoa; Chordata; Actinopteri; Pleuronectiformes; Scophthalmidae. Gene Ontology annotation, cellular component: Golgi apparatus. The transcript has 15 exons. The record is from RefSeq and is a predicted model, not a curated record.
UGACACUUCGAUCCCGGCUGCUGGAUGCAGAUUGGUCAUCCUCCCCUCGUUGUGUGUAGCCGGUGUGUGUGAGUGUGUGUGUGUUUGAGUGUGUGUGUGUGUGUGUGUCUUGUGUAAGGCAGGGAUGAUAUGACUCGGCGCUAGGACCUUGGCUCUGUCAGUGCGCAAAUCCCAGCGGAGCAGCAGCGGCAGCGGCGGCGGCUCCGGCGCAGGAGCCAGUUCGCGCAGAGAGGAGCCGCAGAGGUUGUCUGGGUCCGCGCUUCGAUUCGACCCAUCACCGGCGGGGAGGCGGCAGCAGCAGCAGCAGCAGCAGCAGCAGCAGCACCAGACCGGACCGGACCGGACCGGACCGCGCUGGACCUGAACCCGCCGGGCUCGCCUCCUGUGGUGCGCCGCCGUAUGGGCUCACCAUGCGCAGGAUACGGGCCAACGCCAUCGCCAUUCUGACCGUCGCGUGGAUCCUGGGGACCUUCUAUUACCUGUGGCAGGACAACAAGCCCCAGUCGGCGUCGUCGUCGUCGGCGGCGGCGGCGGCGGCGUCGCAGCAGACCCGCGGCCGGGGCCACUGGCCCAAGGUGGGGGUCUCCGGUCGCCUGGAGAUCCACCGGGACGACAGGACCAUCCCGCUGAUCGUGACGCAGCCGCCGCCGCCGCGGGCUGAGCAGCAGGGUCAGCUGCUGGGCGGCUUCGAUGACAAGGCCUACCUGGCGGGGAAACAGCUGAAGCCGGGCGACGACCCGUACCGAGAGCACGCCUUCAACCUGCAGGAGAGCGACCGCCUGGGCAGCGAGCGGGCCAUCCGGGACACCCGGCACUACAGGUGUGCCUCGCUGAAUUAUGACGGCGACCUCCCGUCCACGAGCGUCAUCAUCACGUUCCACAACGAGGCCCGCUCGACUCUCCUCCGCACCAUCAGAAGCGUCCUGACGCGGAGUCCCCCGGCUCUGAUUCAAGAAAUAAUCCUGAUAGACGACUUCAGCUCUGACCCUGAGGACUGCCAGCUGCUCUCCCAGAUCCCCAAAGUGCGCUGCCUGAGGAACGGCAGGCGAGAGGGUCUGAUCCGAUCGCGUGUGCGAGGGGCCAACACGGCCUCGGCCUCCAUCUUGACCUUCUUGGACAGCCACUGCGAGGUCAACGCUGACUGGCUGCAGCCGAUGAUCCAGCGCGUCAAGGAGGACCACACGCGAGUGGUCAGCCCCAUCAUUGACGUCAUCAGCCUGGAUAACUUUGCCUACUUGGCGGCCUCUGCGGACUUGAGAGGAGGAUUUGACUGGAGUCUACAUUUCAAAUGGGAGCAGAUUCCCAUCGAGCAGAAAAUGGCAAGAAGUGACCCCACGCAGGCGAUCAGGACUCCCGUCAUCGCCGGCGGGAUCUUCGUCAUGGACAAGAGCUGGUUCAACCACCUGGGCCAGUACGACACCCACAUGGACAUCUGGGGAGGGGAGAACUUUGAGCUUUCGUUCCGGGUGUGGAUGUGCGGAGGAAGUCUGGAGAUUCUCCCCUGCAGCCGCGUGGGUCACGUGUUCAGGAAGCGACACCCGUACGACUUCCCAGACGGCAACGCCCUCACCUACAUCAAGAACACCCGGCGGGCGGCUGAGGUGUGGAUGGACGAGUAUAAACAGUACUACUACUCCGCCAGGCCGUCGGCCCAGGGCAAGGCCUUCGGGAGCAUCACCGACCGCUUGACACUGCGGCGGAAGUUGAACUGCAAACCGUUCCGCUGGUACAUGGAGAACGUCUACCCUGAGCUGAGGGUCCCGGAGCAGGAGGCGGUGUCCAGUGUGCUGAAACAAGGCGGCCUGUGUCUGGAGACCCGUCCCGGGAGCGACGUCCUGGGCCUGGCGGAGUGCAGGGUCAUCGGAGGCACCCGGCCGCAAUCACAGCGAUGGGAGCUGAUUGAGCCGCUGAUCCGGCAGCAGGACCUCUGCUUGGCCAUAUCGGCCUUCACGGCGGGGUCAAAGGUCAAGAUGGAGCCCUGCAAUGCGAAGGAGCCCAGACAGAAGUGGAAGCCAAAGGGCCCGGCCCUGCAGCACACGGUCAGCGGCCUCUGCCUGGACAGCCAGAGCCCGGCGAGUCCUCCGGUCAUCGCGGCGUGUCGCCCCCAGGUGGCCAGCCAGUCCUGGGAGCCACAGAUCAUCACCUGAGCCGCCGCCGACGGAGGAGGAGGAGGAGGAGGAGGAGGAGGAGGGGGGAGGGGAGGGAGGAAGGAGGAAGGAGGGGAGCGGGCGGUCCGACCCGGCCCCUUCACGAGGGGCGAAAACAAAAAUUCUGCUGGCUGUCUGUCGCCAUUGCUGGGGGGGGGGUGACGGGAGUGAGGACUGUACUUCUGUGACGUCAACGUCGUCGACGAGAGCGUUUGCCGAUGACAUUUUUCUGCAAAGGGCCUCGCUGAGCGGAACUUCCUGUCCAGUGCUCCGUCCCUCCAGGGAUGCUGCAGCAGCUCUUCUCCUAUUCUUAAGCUUUUCACUGAAAACUGUUGCACAUCUCACUUUCUCUCAAUUUCUGCAUCUGUCCCGGUCGACGAUUUGCUUCAAAGCUGAGUAAGUGUGGACGAAUGAGUGCAUUACUGUCCUGUAGCAAACCGGACCUGCUCCGGGGUCAAAGCCGCCGCUUGUCUUUGUCGCCUUUAGUCUUAGGUUGGGGCGCGUGUCCGCCAUGUCUGGCGACUGUGUGGACCAGGGCAGCUUUAUAUGUAUAGCCAACUACAAUCUGAGCUUCUUUAUUCCCUUUUUUUUAAUUUUAUUUCAAAGCACCAUGCAAAGCGCUGUCAGGAACAUUAUUUAUUGGUUUGCAUGGUCAGACCCAAAGAAUGUUUUUUUUUUCUUCAUUUUUUCUGUCUCUCUCUUUCUCUCUACAAAGUUUUAUGUAAAUAUUUGAAGCAGACGACGACGACGACGACGACGGCUUGGUUUUUGUGUAAAGUUACUCUAUAUGUUGUUUGAAAAAUAAUAAAAUGUCGUCACGAGGAAAUGGUUGCUCUCGUCCAGAGUUGUAAUAUCGUGCUGUUCGGUCUCGACUGGUGAUUUUUUAUCUGCGCUGAUUCAUUUCAAGCAUCAAAGAUGACUUUUUCUUCCUCCCCCCCACAACAACAUGUCUACAGAGACAUGUCAAAGGGUUGGACUGGGCCACCUCAGUUCAGUCCUUUUAUUAUUCCCAAAUGGGAAACUAGGCCUGCAGACAAAAGUCUACAACACAGUCCACAACAAGACCAUCACAAAUACAAAAAAAAACUACAUGAAUUCCUCUUGCAACACCUUCUAUUACAUCUGAUGUACACAUUACAAAGUGCUGAAGUUACAGAAGGCUGAGUCAUGGAGUUGAUGCGUCCUCGACACUCCCAUCCCAGUCCUGUAUGCAAACGUCACCCACACGGUUCCCAGCAUUUCCCUUUUUGAACCAGCCUCUCCGAUGACUUCAUAACCAGCCAGGUCACUGGUUUGCCCCCUGGACAAACAAUGGACUCCUCCCAUCGUCUGCUCCAGAGACAUCAUAAAUAUUUAACAGAGCACCUCACAGAACUGUAGUGCCGUCCGGCCCCGGGCUCCAUAAUUGUCUUAUUUCUUUUCUUAAAUGCUGCCUUGACCAACAUCUGGUUUGACUUUUGCCGGAGGAGGGAGGGCAGAGAACUCUUUGCAUAUUUCCCUGAGUCAUGGAUAUUGAAUCGUAAAUAAAUCUGCUUAAUGCUU